AUGAGCCAUUCUGAGAGCAAUAACAACGUAAUUUAUAUCUCAAAGUCGUCAUCACCUGGUGGCUGCCACGUCAUCACCACACCGCUCAGUGAGAAGUUUGCCCCUGGCGGUCUCUCUUUCUCUGAUCUGCAAGGAUUUUCACUGGUCUCAAGUUUCCAUCUUCUUAUGGAUGCUAAACCAGUUAUAGUCAGUCUGGAGGCGCUGCGUGCUUACCAUUCAAUUGACAGGGCUCUUUAUGCUAUCCUCGUGACAGAACUUUGGCGUGAUCCCGUGGAAUCGUUGCAGAUUAUUGCCUUGUGGCUUUGGUUAGAGCAUGUGGGUUUUGGCAAGGUCAUAAGGAAGAUCUUGGCAUCUGCUUCGUUGUUCAUCAAUCAAACUGCUGAAGAGGCUAUUAUGUGCAUCAAGUGCAUAAAGGAUUCCCACUUCAUACAUUCAGCUGAAGCCACCGAUAUUCCUAUGACUCGUAGCAUCAUCGAGAAAGAGAUAUCACUUCGGUUUUUUAAUGAGAAUCGUGUGACUGCCUACCGUGAAAUAGACAGAAUCAUUAAUCAAGAUUGCCUCCACACUAUGCGAGACAUCACUGAAAAAGCCCUUCAUGGUAAUUCUGGUGAAAGUUCAUCAAGAAACUGGUUAUUAAAUCCAUUAAAUGCUGCUCAGAGUUCUACAUCAAAUUCUACUCUGAUGCCAUUUAAUGGUGGACAAAGUUCACGAUUAAACCAGAUGAUGAUUCUAUUGAAUGCUAAUGCUGCAGAAAGUUCAUCUAGAAAUCAGAUAAUGAUACCAUUAAAUCUUCUUCAAGGAUUUUCACUGGUCUCAAGUUUCCAUCUUCUUAUGGAUGCUAAACCAGUUAUAGUCAGUCUGGAGGCGCUGCGUGCUUACCAUUCAAUUGACAGGGCUCUUUAUGCUAUCCUCGUGACAGAACUUUGGCGUGAUCCCGUGGAAUCGUUGCAGAUUAUUGCCUUGUGGCUUUGGUUAGAGCAUGUGGGUUUUGGCAAGGUCAUAAGGAAGAUCUUGGCAUCUGCUUCGUUGUUCAUCAAUCAAACUGCUGAAGAGGCUAUUAUGUGCAUCAAGUGCAUAAAGGAUUCCCACAUCAUACAAUCCGCUGCAGCCACCGAUAUUCCUAUGACUCGUAGCAUCAUCGAGAAAGAGAUAUCACUUCGGUUUUUUAAUGAGAAUCGUGUGACUGCCUACCGUGAAAUAGACAGAAUCAUUAAUCAAGAUUGCCUCCACACUAUGCGAGACAUCACUGAAAAAGCCCUUCAUGGUAAUUCUGGUGAAAGUUCAUCAAGAAACUGGUUAUUAAAUCCAUUAAAUGCUGCUCAGAGUUCUACAUCAAAUUCUACUCUGAUGCCAUUUAAUGGUGGACAAAGUUCACGAUUAAACCAGAUGAUGAUUUCAUCCAAUGCUAAAAGUGCAGAAGGUUCAUAUAGAAACCAGAUGAUUCCCUUUAAUGCUUCUCGACACUCUUUAUCAAAUCCCAUUGUGAUGCCAUUCAAUGGUGGGCCAAGUUCAGGAUAUAACCAGAUGAUGAUUCCAUUGAAUGCUAAUGCUGCAGAAAGUUCAUCUAGAAAUCAUAUAAUGAUACCAUUAAAUGAUGGUCGAAGAUCUUUAUCAAAUCCUACUGUGUUGCCAUUCAAUGGUAAACGAAGACCGGGGUCGAACAAAAUGAUGAUGUCACGUCAUUUCCACGAGUCCAUAAUCCCUAACUUCUCUUACAUGAGAGUUGGAAGGAAUGUAAAUGAGGUACUACCAGAAGACAGGACUAUGUUUGUAACAUUUUCUAGGGGUUAUCCUGUGGCUGAAAUGGAAGUUAGGCACUUCUUCACAACGGUCUAUGGGAAUUGCAUAGAGUCCUUCAGAAUGCAGGAUGUUAGACCUUACGAGCAACCGCUUUAUGCUCGAGUCGUGUUCCUUAAAGCCUCGUUUAUUCAGGAAAUUCUCAAUGGUUCGGAGAAGGCCAAAUUUACCAUCAAUGGAAAGCAUGCUUGGAUGCGCAAGUUUAUGCCAAGAAACGAGGGUUCCUCUUUAAUGGCGUUGGUGUGA
Molecule: messenger RNA, 2043 nt
Organism: Fraxinus pennsylvanica
Lineage: Eukaryota; Viridiplantae; Streptophyta; Magnoliopsida; Lamiales; Oleaceae
Source: the annotation of a GenBank genome assembly